CUUACAUAGUACGCACUGUUGUUAAAUUUGACCUACAUGGUAAAAAAUUUUUAAAAUUGAAAUGUUAAAUAGAAACUAGAAGUAUGUCGAAGGUAGUAACAGCUGCAAGUCUCAGUACAGGGCCACAACAAGAGAAAAUCAUUCAAGAUGUUGAAGAAUGUGUAAAGUUACUGGUAGAAAUAUUUCAAGAAUCAAGGACACCUAUUAAUGAUGAUGAUCAAACUCUACAGAGAUUUUGUGCCAAACUUGAACAUCUCUUUCAGAUGGAUAUGAAAGAAAAAUACUCACUACUAGGAAGAAGGAAAGAUUAUUGGGACUACUUUUGUGAUUGUUUGUCUUCAAAUAAAGGUUCCAAUGAUGGCAUCAAAUUUGUCAAAUCCUUGGGUGGUGAGCACAAGACAUCCUUAGGUAAAGGUCGAGCUUUGAUAAGAUUUUGUUUGGUACACAAUAGACUACCAGACAGCAUACAACAAUGUGUAAUAAAUGGUAAAGUUACAAGUGAUUACUUUUUUCCACAAAGUAUUUGGCUUAAGAAAGAGAAAUCUUCAACUAUAAUCUCAUGUCUGUAUGAUCUUAAUGAAGUGAAUUUUGACCUUUCAUCUCGAGGCUAUGACUUAGACAGUGCAUGGCCUUCAUUUGCAAAAAAAUCUGGAGGUAGUUUUUCGUGGAAUCCACCUAGUAGACGAAGUAGUAUCAGUAGUAUGGCGAGUGUUCAAACUACAGAUAAUACCAGUGUACUGAACAUGUCAAUACCUACUUUUGACUCUCAUGAAGUAGACAGAUUGAAUCAAGAUUUAGCUUAUUCAGAAAGUCUCCAGUCUGAGCUUAAAGGGAAGGUAGAAUCACUUCAGGAAGAGAAAUUUUUAUCUGACAAGUCAGCGUGGGUAACACAAGGAGAAUUAAUGGCUGUACAGAAUCAACUUCAAGAUAGCCAGGAACAGUUGGUCAAAUUACAAGAAGAUUAUGUUUAUAACCCAAAGAUC
This is a messenger RNA of Patella vulgata (common limpet), 983 nucleotides long. RefSeq names its product FYVE and coiled-coil domain-containing protein 1. The record is from RefSeq and is a predicted model, not a curated record. Lineage: Eukaryota; Metazoa; Mollusca; Gastropoda; Patellidae. The transcript is spliced from 9 exons. The annotation marks the transcript as partial. Gene Ontology annotation, cellular component: autophagosome; lysosome; late endosome. Gene Ontology annotation, biological process: plus-end-directed vesicle transport along microtubule; positive regulation of autophagosome maturation.